AGUGUAGUGAAUGACAAAUAUGAUAUAGGUAGGGCAGAACGUCAGUGGAUAGUUUGGCGGUCGUUCCUCGGGGGAGCUUAAUUUUUUAAAUUAAGUUUCAUAAAACCUUAGCAAAUUUUCACCAUGUUUGAGUGGGCAUAUACUGGUGUAAAUGCAUCGAUUCCUAGAAAUGUAGGACCAGAAUGUGCCAGCUACCUGUCUAUGAAAAGACGGGUCAUCGAAACUUUGUUAAUUUCAAUUUAUAUUGCUUUCUUGAUGAUAUGGAGUUUGAAGAGGAUGACCUUACCAAAAUCACUGCCAUAUGUACAAAAAGCAAGAAGAGGAAAAACCAUUUUACUCACUAUGAUGUCUCUAGUCUUUGGAGUUGAGAUCGGAUUUAAACUUUCUGGGAGAACCUUUGUGUACAUAUUGAAUCCUUGCCAUAUUAUUACAAUUGCUGAGAUAUAUUUGCUAGCUGCCGAACCAAAUAGUCCUAAGAUAACUGCCAUCUUUAGAAUGGUAGUAUCAGGCUUAAAUGGGCCAGUUUUAGCCUAUGUAUUUCCAGAAACUGAUUGCAGACCGAUGUUUGCUGAUAAAGCUGUAUAUUACAUUCAACAUGGUUUGAUGGCUGUGAUUCCUUAUUAUCUUGCUAGACUUGGAGGUGCGUAUAGUAUAGAACCAUUGUGCGAUAUGAGUUGGUCGAUAUUUGGGUAUGCAUUGAACUUGGCAUAUCAUUUUUGGGUGUUACAAAUUGUAGGAAUGCUUGUGCAAGUUAAUUUAAGCCACAUGUUGUGUCCUGCUAUUUUGGAUCCAUUUGAGGGACAAAAUUAUCGACUUUGGGCAACUUGUCAUCAGCUGCUGCUAAUUCCUUUACUUUACAAAAUCUUUUACGUUGGGGCGGACUUUUUCUUGACGAAAUGUCCUCUGACAAGAGUAAAGCCAACUCUUGAUUACAUGUUUGUAGAAGAAUUUUCGAAACCAAAGAAUAUGUGCAAAAGUAAUGAGAUUUCAGAAGGUUGUGAGAAUGGCCAUAGACACAGAGAAUGAAAUUUAGUUAAGUUCGGCUGUGAUAGUAUUUUUGCCAAUAUAUACAAAUUCACUCUAAGCACGUGAUAAUUAUGCCUAAGAUGAAAAGAAUCAAAUACUGAAAUUUUAUGAGAUUUGACGACUAGUAUUUUGUUAUUUGCGAUUGUCUUCUUAUGAAGAUGACAGAAAUUUAAUGAAGAAACUGUGUAUCAUACACUACUGGUAUCCAGUAUCCAUGUCUGUGGACAUGCAACUAAAGAAAUUUAGUUUUUAAAGUUUAAUAUUUGCCCACGAUAUAGAGUUUCUAUUUUAUGGCGUAAUUAUUGUAAGAUUAAGGUAUAAGAACACAUUUAUCGAUUACAUUAUUAUGUACAUGAUUUUACUCUACAUCAAAGCACCAUUGCUCAAACAAAAAUUAUCAGUACCUAUCUCAAGGUCUUCAAAACUUAAAAACGUUAGGUAUUUUAAUUACAUCAAGUAUUUUUUUUAUCACAGUCGGUCUGUUUCGAUUUCGCUCUAUGCAUUGGUUGUAGGUGUCUAGUAUAAUACAUGUUCAAAUCGCGCCGCGAGAUUAUUAUUUUCUGAUUCUUGCACAUUCAGCAAGAAGCUUAGCAUUGUUCAAACUUAUUGCACCAUUUGUGACAAGUAAUAUGCGGCCUUGCGAUGGAUGUACAAUUUUUUAUGGGUAAUACGCGCACUUUGUCAAUAUACCGUUGAAAAUAGUUUGAAUGAUUGCUGGUUUUAACGGAAUUGCAUUCCACAGUCGUACUUAAGACUUUAAAUAUAAAAAAGAAGAAACCAACGACAUAUGCAAAACUGCGAUCGCUUUAUCUUAAAAAUGAUUCCCACUACACUCGCAUAUAUAUAUAUAUAUAUAUAUAUAUAUAUAUAUAUAUAUAUAUAUAUAUAUAUAUAUCAAAGAGCAAAUGUAAACCAAUGAAAUAUUUUAUAGACAUCGUUGACUAUCGUUGUGUAUAAAUUGUGUCAUACUACUAACUAAUUCUAUAAGCUAAAUGAAAGAAAAGGCACUAUACAAGAACGCCAAGUACAAACUUCCUUUACGAUACUAGUCUAAGCUGUAAGCUUUAACAAUUACAUAAUUGCUCCAAAUUAGAUUUGGUUGCAGCAGUCUCAUGAGCAUUUACUUUAUUAUUUAUUAUAAAUACGAAUACAUUCGUUCAUGUACAUGGUACUACUACUACUACUAGCGAUUUAUUUGUUGUGCAAUAUUAUUUACUGUUGUACCUAUAUACUUUAAGUUAGCUCUAAAUAGAUAGAUGCAAAUACAUAAAUAUAUAUUUAAAACUUGAAAUAAA
Molecule: messenger RNA, 2321 nt
Organism: Nasonia vitripennis (jewel wasp)
Lineage: Eukaryota; Metazoa; Arthropoda; Insecta; Hymenoptera; Pteromalidae
Product: transmembrane protein 164
Exons: 6
Coding region: 124-1026 (300 amino acids)
Source: RefSeq, a predicted model, not a curated record